AUGGGCCAACUCAAAGAAGGACCGAUGGCCUGCGGCAAAGCCAACACCAUCAACUUCACCAACGAGCUCAUCCAACGCAAGAACGACUGCGCCAACCGCCUGACAGAGCACAAUCUCCAAACCCCCGACGUGAUCUGGAAGCCCCAGGACGGAGAGGGCCACGCUCCCUUCUCCGAGGGCGACAAGGCCAAAUUCAAACUCGUCACCACAAUCACCUACGAGAACGGCAACCCCAACAACAAGAUCAUCUGGCCUCCAAAAUUCACGCGUCUAAGCGAUGAACUCGUUUACCUGGCCACCAAGUUCCUGAAGGCGAGUGAACGGGCGGCGAAAUAUCCCUACGAUUUCAAUGACCGCGGUGAUAUCCGUGAGCAGCGGGUUUCGUCAGGUGUGUCGCCAAUUGUCUGGGCUCAUGGUCUGCCCUUCUUGCCGGUUUUCAAGGGAUACUACAUCCUCUGUGGGCGUGAACAUGCCCGAUGGGUCGGAUGGCUUCUUAACAAGAAGGAGCAUCGCAUCACAGUGGCAUAUCCAAUGUGGACGAUUGGCCCUGUCGUGGCGCCUGGUUCGGCUGUGAAUCUGUCUCGCACUGUCACCCGCCAGAUGCACCUGCAUGUGCCCAAGAGUGCGAAGGAUGUGGAGAAAAGGUGGGAGAAGGUCUAUACCGCGCGUGACGUGGUCUCGACCGCUCACUAUCUGCCGUCCGUCGUGCCCAAGACUCCGUCCAAGGGAUUCAUUCUUGCUCCCAUCUAUCAGGUUGAGGGGUACCAUGUGCGUUGUGGACCGAAUACAAUUACCGGUGGCAAGGGUCUUGAAAUUGGACGACGCACUUUGUCGAAUCACAGCGUGUCCGAUUUCGACUAUGAUGCGUCGUUGAAGAGACCCUAUGCCAAUGAAGAGAAUCCCGCGGCUAUCCACUCUGAUGAAAGUGAUGAGCCUAGCGAGGAGGAGGACUCGGAGUCUACCGACCCGAUGAGUGGCAUUGAGCAAGAUGAAGAUGACCGUGGAGAUGAAUUCCUGCCUUCGGAGGAGAGUGUCGAAGUUGACGAUAUCGUCGAGGACGAGGAGCCUCCAAAGAAGAAGCUCAAGAAGGACGCCGCUACCUCUGACAAGACUGAGACACAGCCUCGAGACUCUGGCGACACUUUCAAGUCUUUCAAGAAUUUCAGUAAAGCUGGGGCUGUAAACCGUCUCUCUGCACUCACGACUUGGGCUAGCGAUGAGGAGGCUCCUGGACCCUCUGCUUCCCGGCUAGCUAUCAAGCGUCGCAGCGAGGUCGCAACCAUCAUCAACGUCAAGCACGCUGCAGAGCGAGAGAACACCCAUACCGGUGCCUCUGCUGAGACUCUCUACGAGGACACAGCCAUCCAAACCACAGCCGCAGUCUCAAGCAGCGAGGUCAUUACCAGCACUGGCGAUAUCAAGCCCGCUCUUCCCAGCCAGCCUAACAACCACGGCACCGAGGACACCAUCACCCACGCACCAGGCACAGUCCCUCCCACCAACACUCCAUCUUCAUCGACCACCAAGCCCGUCGACGAAAACACAACCCACUGCACCGAACCCAUCCACAUCAACAGCGAGCUCAAGUCCGUGACCGUCACCGAAGACGAAGAUGAAUACGAGACCGUUGAUCCCAGGGAAGUCCCCCACCAAAUCGAGACAGACAUACUCCAGGGCUGA
Penicillium subrubescens is the source of this 1680-nucleotide messenger RNA. RefSeq lists its product as uncharacterized. NCBI's taxonomy places the organism in Eukaryota, Fungi, Ascomycota, Eurotiomycetes, Eurotiales, Aspergillaceae. The record is from RefSeq and is a predicted model, not a curated record. Bases 1 to 1680 code for a protein of 559 amino acids. The transcript has a single exon.